AUGCCCUCCCGCGCGACAAAUACACCGACCCCGAACUCCGCGACCAAGUCAAAGAAGAAAUUCACAACAGCGACAAAGGCGGCAAACCAGGCCAAUGGUCUGCUCGCAAGAGGGGACGCGCAAGCGGUAUUUGCCCAAGAAGGCGUGGAGCAGAUGAGUGAGAAGGAGAAGGAGGAGACGGAUGAGAAGAAGGUGGAGGGGUCGAAGGAGGGGAAGCAAUUUGUUGGGAAUACGGAGGAGGCCAAGGGGGCGAGAAAGGCUGCUAGUAAGGGGGAGAAGGAGGAGGAAAAGGAAGAAGAAGAAGAAAAGGAGGAAGAGGAUGAUGAUGAAAAAGCCCAGACAAAAGACCAAGGAAAAGGAGACAAAAAGCAGCAACAACAGAAACAGAAACAAACCGACAAAAAAGACAAUUCUGAGGAAACUGAGGCACCCAAGACAAGAAGUGCCAGCAAAGCCGAAGCCAAGGCCAAAAAGGACGACGAGAACAACAACACCAACAACAACACCAACAACAACACCAACAACAACACCAACAACAAGACUGACAAGAAUGAAGAAGAAGACGUGGAUGAAGAAAAGGCUCAAGCGGGGACCAAAAGAACCGCCAAACAGUCCAAUGCUUCAAACAAGAAGCAAAAGGAGGACGACUCGUCUGCCAAGGACGACAAGAAGGAUUCUACAAACGAGAAGCAAGAGCAAGCCGAAGAUGCCAACGAGGAAGAGUACGUGCCCGAGGAGGAUGCGGAUGCUGACGAGAUGGACGAGGCUGAGAAGUGA
Penicillium oxalicum is the source of this 777-nucleotide messenger RNA. RefSeq lists its product as uncharacterized. The record is from RefSeq and is a predicted model, not a curated record. NCBI's taxonomy places the organism in Eukaryota, Fungi, Ascomycota, Eurotiomycetes, Eurotiales, Aspergillaceae. The transcript is spliced from 2 exons. Bases 1 to 777 code for a protein of 258 amino acids.